Molecule: messenger RNA, 2555 nt
Organism: Linum tenue
Lineage: Eukaryota; Viridiplantae; Streptophyta; Magnoliopsida; Malpighiales; Linaceae
Source: the annotation of a GenBank genome assembly
AGCAGAUAAUCAAUUCUUAAACCCCAAAAGCCAUGUGAUUCUAAUCCCAAUCACACCCACAUGAACUAAAUAAAACUAUGCCUACGCGUAAUCUGGUUUGAAUUUUCUCAGCAACCCACUUUUUUUUCCUUCUCCCCUUUACUAAUCUAUUACUUCUUAGAAACAUUGACUUCCCCAAAAACAAAAUUAAAUGCUCUCUCCCCUUUAGAGUCCAAGCUUCAAUCAUUCACUCUCCUAAAAGGAAACCAACCAGAAAAAACCAAAGGAAUCAAAAGGAAAGAAGAGCCGAUUUUUUCCAAACCUGAAGUGUUGCAGGGGGUUUGAAUUGGUCAGCACUUUUCACUUUGGACCCUUCCCAAUCCCAAAUCUCUCUACUCCACCACUACCACACACACACUCAAACAAGCUCUUCUUCAAUAUCCUCUUCUGGGUGACCAAAGACUAGUCCAAGAAUUGAAUAAAAUAACUCGGUUUCUCUCCACAGUCAAAUAUUCAAACUUCCAACAGUGUCCACCAUGUGUGCAUGUAUAUAUAUAGCUCAUGGAUCCCUUCUUCACUCUCCAUCCUACCUUCUCUUCUUCCAAACCCACCAAGCAGAAGCAAAAAAGAUUCAAACUUUCUGCUACCCAUUACCGUUUUCGGGUUCUUACUUCUCACUCAAGGUACUUCCAUGGUAUUGGGUGUUCUUCCUGAUUCAUAUUCCCAACUCUGGUCAUCCCAAUUCUCUGAUCACAGCAGCAUUCUGCAGAAGUUUGAAGCUUUGGCUUCUGACGAACCAAGUGGCUCGAUUCUAGAUUAUGCUUGAAGGCUGCUGACGCUGCUUGUCGGUUUGUUUCUGUUGGAGAUUGGCUGGUUCAUAAAAAAGUUGGGGUAGCCAAAGAAAAGAAAGAGCAGACUGAUGGAAGGAGGAGGGUGGAGCUGGGAACAGAGAACACUGGUGAAUGAGCUGAUCCAAGGGAUGGAAUUUGCAAAACAGCUGAGCUUUCAUCUCGAGGGGUCAUCUUCGGUUGAGAAUGCUGAGAUUUUGGUGCAGAGGAUCUUGUCUUCUUAUGAGAAGGCUCUGCUGAUUCUCAAUUGGAGUGGAUCAGUUGGACAUCAACCUCUGCAAGCUGCUGCUGUUACUGCACCAGUAGCUGCUGCAGCUACUGGUUCUGGUUCUGGGGUUCCUGGAUCUCCAUUGUCUACGAAUGGAAGUCCUAGGAGUGAGGAUUUUGAUGGAACCAAGGAUCAUCAAGCUCCCAUUAAUGCCUCCAAGAAGAGAAAGACAAUGCCCAGGUGGACAGAUCAAGUUAAAGUCAGCUCUGAGAAUGGAUUGGAAGGUCCAAUUGAUGAUGGCUAUAGCUGGAGGAAGUAUGGCCAGAAAGACAUUCUAGGAGCCAAAUAUCCCAGAAGCUAUUAUAGGUGCACAUACAGGAACACACAAAACUGCUGGGCUAUCAAGCAAGUUCAGAGAUCAGAUGAAGAUCCUACCAUCUUUGAGGUCACAUAUAGGGGACAACACAGCUGUUCCUUUGGCCAACAGCAAACAGUUGCAACACCACCAGCAGCAUCGCCAGAGAAAAAAGAACAGAUCAAGCACAACUUCAGCAGCAGCAAUCAACAGCAGCCACCGCCUGGAGAAGCUUUGCUUAACUUGCAGAAGGGUCUGAAAGUUGAUACUCGGGAUUUGGACAAGAGAGAGGCAGUGCCUUUCGCUUUUCCUUCCACAUAUGAAUGCCAAAAUAGCAACUUCUCCCAGUCGUUUCUCUCACCAGCCACGCCAGAACCAAACUACUACCAUGUUUCUCCAUUUGUGAACAGCUCUGGAUGGGCACAGACUUUGCAGCAUUCGGAUUCAGAUUUGGCUGAGAUACUCUCAGCUCAAACUUCAGCUACCAGUUCUCCAAUGCUGGACUUGGAUUUCCAACUUGAGCCAUUCGAACUGGUUCCGAGCUUCUCGUACGCCCCCGGAUAUUUCUCUUGAUUCUCUCUCUCUCACUAUGGUCAGUCAGGGACGAUAAGAACGGACACAAAUUUAGUUGCAGGUUGAUCUUUAGAUUGUAUCAUAAAGACAGGAAAAGAAAGACGUGUGUGUAAAGCAGACUAGCUAUAGCUCUUGCAGCUGAGUUUUGAUGUAGCAAUAACAGCAGUAACUGGCUAGUAUUGAAUGGCAAGUUCUGUGUAAUAACACAUGACUGAAGAACCCUUUCGUAGCUUAGAUGUUACAAGCUCCACCAACAGAUGGGAUUAUAACCAAGACAAGAAUAGCCUUUCACCUCCACUCUGUGAACAUACGCAGUAAGAAGAAUCGAUUUCUAGAGGUUCCAUGAAGAGAGAACUACAACAUACUCAAUGACAGCAAAUUUCAUUAAUGCUUGAGCAGUACAUUAGAUUAGCACAUGAACAGCCACUCAUGAUUUCGAUUAUAUACGCGGACAUCAGGGUACCUCCUGACCAAGCAAAAAGCUGAUUUGGUGAUGACGCCAUUGCUACAACUGUCGUAAAGCAUGCACAAGAAGAGCAGAGACUAAGCUUCCAUGGAUCAAGCAGCUAGUCAGAGGUCCUUCUUCUCUGAU